Molecule: messenger RNA, 825 nt
Organism: Paramecium pentaurelia
Lineage: Eukaryota; Ciliophora; Oligohymenophorea; Peniculida; Parameciidae
Source: the annotation of a GenBank genome assembly
AUGAAAAAAUUAAUAUUUGAUUUAAAUAAUCUUGAAACAUAAAGUAAAAAUUAAGAAUCAAAGCUCAGUAAGUUAUUUCUUGAAUUUGAUGAAAUUUUCAACAAAAAAUAUGAUAUUCUUCAUCCAUAAAACCCAAAAUCAAAUUUACUUUUAAAAAUUAGACCAGAACUUUUUGCAUUAAUCUUAGAGUUUUUGGAUUUAAAGACCUGCUUUAGAUUUCGAUUAGUGAGUGGACGUGCAAAUAUAUGUGCUAUUAUAACGUUACAUUAAAAAAUAAAACAGUUGCAUGAAUAAUCGGAAAAUUUAGAAUAUGAAUUAAAUGAAUAACAAUAAAAGUAUUCACAAGAUAUCAUUAACCAGGACUUAUUGACAACACAAGAAAAUGUCCAAAAUGGUUUAAUGUAACUAAGCAAAGUAGGAAUUGAUGAAAUACGAAUGUAUUAAAGACCACCUUAGAUUAUAUCAAAAGUAAUUUCAUUAGUUUGUAUCCUUUUGGAUUCAAAUAUAAAAAUAUAUUAAGAAAAUUGGUCAGAUUGUUAAAAGAUUCUUAAAGAUCCUAUGACCUUAUUGAAUAAACUUUUACAAUUAUAAAUAGAUAAUAUUUCAGAUUAAUAAUUAAAAUUGCUUUAAGCCAUCCAUAAUGUUGAAGCUCAAUAAGUUUAAAAUAUCUCAAGUAGCUGCUAUGGUUUUUAUCUAUAUUUAUAAUCAAUUGUUGAAAUAAGAGAAUCUAAAUAUUACAUUAUAAAGAAUUAAAAAUUAAAUUUAGAGAAGUAAAUAAAAUCAAAUAAAAAUCUAAUCAAAAAAUUAUAAUAAAUUACUAAAUGA